GGGUGUAUUCUUAUUCCUUAAUUUUGUUGCAAUGCCUGAUCCAGCUAAGUCCGCUCCCGUUCCGAAGAAAGGCUCCAAGAAGGCGGUAACCAAGGCGCAGAAGAAGGAUGGAAAGAAGCGUAAGCGCAGCCGCAAGGAAAGCUACUCUGUGUACGUGUACAAGGUGCUGAAGCAGGUCCAUCCUGACACCGGCAUCUCCUCCAAAGCCAUGGGGAUCAUGAAUUCCUUCGUUAACGACAUCUUCGAGCGCAUCGCGAGUGAGGCUUCCCGCCUGGCGCAUUACAACAAGCGCUCUACUAUCACCUCUAGGGAGAUUCAGACGGCGGUGCGCCUGCUGCUGCCUGGGGAGCUGGCCAAGCACGCUGUGUCCGAGGGCACUAAGGCCGUCACCAAGUACACCAGCUCCAAGUAAAUAGACGCAUAUUCAAACCCAAAGGCUCUUUUCAGAGCCACUUAACAAUUUCAAUUAAGAGUUUUAAUGCUGGGUGCUGCUGUUUUCUACGGGAGAAGUGUGGCCAAUACAGGAUGCAAAGCUGGAACACAAGCUGGAACCGCUGCACCUGUCAAGCCUGUAACUGUGCACAUCUGUAUUCUUCAAUCAACAAAACCUGAUGCAAAAAACAAAAGGGGGAGAUAUAGGAGAUCAGUCAGAGUGGUAGGAGAAACUAUAAGGAAAGGAGCAGACCUUCUGAAAGGUCAGAAGGCUGCUCUUACACACUGCAUUCCUGUGUGUGAGUACUCCUUUCAUACAUCAGUCAGCCAGGCUGUGCGGGACAGACCCCGAAAAGCAGGACAACAAAGGGGAAGUUAAAUCUUUAACAAGGAUCAUUAAUUAAGAAGCCAGGGCUGGCCAAGGUGGCUCGCACCUGUAAUCCCAGCAUUUUGGGAGGCCAAGGUGCGUGGAUCACGAGGUCAGGAGUUC
This is a messenger RNA of Piliocolobus tephrosceles (Ugandan red Colobus), 922 nucleotides long. RefSeq names its product histone H2B type 1-F/J/L-like. Gene Ontology annotation, molecular function: structural constituent of chromatin; DNA binding; protein heterodimerization activity. Lineage: Eukaryota; Metazoa; Chordata; Mammalia; Primates; Cercopithecidae. The transcript has 2 exons. Gene Ontology annotation, cellular component: nucleosome. The record is from RefSeq and is a predicted model, not a curated record. Bases 32 to 412 code for a protein of 126 amino acids.